This is a messenger RNA of Meloidogyne enterolobii, 709 nucleotides long. NCBI's taxonomy places the organism in Eukaryota, Metazoa, Nematoda, Chromadorea, Rhabditida, Meloidogynidae. The record is from the annotation of a GenBank genome assembly.
UUUUUCAGAUUCUAACAUUAAAUUUAAGAAAAUAAACAUGACAAAUAAAGAAAUUUUGGAUGCUUUUAAUGAAUUGAAAGAAGAAUUUACAACAAGAUUCUCAAAUAUAGAGGGAAGACUCUCGGAUAUAGAAGGAAGACUUUCUGUUGUUGAGGCACAAAAUGCAGCAAUUCUGGAAGAAAUUGGGAAAAAGAAGGAAAAUCAAAAAGAAUUGGUGGUUACAGAAGGAAGUGUUGCUAUUGCAAAACAGCAAGGAGUAAAGCGUCUUUUGAAUUCUGAUCAAAGAAGCUUAACUUCUCUUGAUGCUUCACAAAUUGGGCAGGAGGAAAAUCACAAGAAGGAAGUGGUUACCGAAGGAAACGUUACUUUCGUAAAGCAAGGUGUGAAGCGUCGUCUUUUGACUCCUCAGCAGACAAGUUCUCUCUUAGCUGCUUUUGACGCUUCAAAGUAUGUGGAUAAGGAAAGGCUUCAAAAACUUUCGUUGGAGAAUGAUCUUGGAGAAGAUCAAAUAAAGAAGUGGUUUGACAACAAAAGAUACAGGACAAACCGUCAAUCAAAGAAUUUUUGUGACGACGAUGCUGCUGCUGUUGCUUCAACUUCUGGAAUAAAACCAAUUACUGUAAAAAAAGAAGUGUUUUCCGGCAUUAAUGUUACCAAUGGAGAACAAUCGGAAGAUAAAGAGAAUAAUGGAGGAGGAGGGCUUGUUUAA